This is a messenger RNA of Phycomyces blakesleeanus NRRL 1555(-), 432 nucleotides long. RefSeq lists its product as hypothetical. NCBI's taxonomy places the organism in Eukaryota, Fungi, Mucoromycota, Mucoromycetes, Mucorales, Phycomycetaceae. The transcript is spliced from 3 exons. The coding region runs from base 1 to 432 and encodes 143 amino acids. The record is from RefSeq and is a predicted model, not a curated record.
AUGCCAGUCACUACCCAACAGAUAUUUGAAUAUCUCUUUCGUCAAAGGAAAAAAGAAAUAAAGAACGCCCGCAUGCUGUGGCAAUAUUUACGUGUUUGCGCCCAACAAGCUUACUAUUACUGUAGUAUGUUUUAUUAUAGGAGUCACGUCAAUCUUCCAUUCUUGACCAGCAGUAUUAGAUUCAAUGAUGUCAAGUCUCUACGCACAUUUAAUUUGUUGUCUCUAUGCACAAAAGAACAAAAUUCUUAUAUAAUCUAUGUCAUUCAAGGUUUUGUGAAUGAGCUGCAAAUAAUACCCAGUCGCAGUCCCUUUUGGGGAGCAUACUUGUUUGAAUUGGCAGGAGUCUUUCUUUUACAGCCUACACCAUCAGAUUUUAUUCUUUUGGAUUCCAAGGGGCUCCUAAGUCCCAUCACUUUGACAAACUUGGUUUAA